Messenger RNA from Maylandia zebra (zebra mbuna), 1745 nucleotides. It is a transcript of the gene tmlhe, whose product is annotated as trimethyllysine hydroxylase, epsilon. Gene Ontology annotation, cellular component: mitochondrion. The record is from RefSeq and is a predicted model, not a curated record. Gene Ontology annotation, biological process: carnitine biosynthetic process. Gene Ontology annotation, molecular function: trimethyllysine dioxygenase activity; iron ion binding. NCBI's taxonomy places the organism in Eukaryota, Metazoa, Chordata, Actinopteri, Cichliformes, Cichlidae.
AAAAGCUCAAAGAAGAAGAAGAGCCAACUGAUGGAGGAGUGCAGCAACUCUGCAGGAGGAGUCGCUUAAUAAUUAAUUUGGACUUUUACGCCAUGCCAAGAAAUUUUUACAAGUUUUAAGACUCUCUUGUGUGCAAGUGAAGGGCUGACGGGAGAAACACACACCAGCAUGCACAAAGCACGCCGCUGUGGUUUUAGUUGGUCGGAUUACUGCUGGGAGGCUUAACGGAAAACCAUUUUAAAUUUUGGGGUUCAGUUUUUUAGUGCAUCUCUGUGUGUGUUUGCACCUGAAAUGUUUUGCAGAUUGCACAGGAGUGUGCUGAGACAGGCUCAGCUUCUGCGUGGUGUCAGCAGGAGCACGGCUUUGCCACGGAGGGCUUGUGCUACUUUCCGCACACACGAGCAGUGUCUUGAACUGCACUAUGGAGGGACGCAGAUGCAUUUUAACUAUGUGUGGCUGCGAGAUCACUGCCUCUCUGCUGCUUCGUACAACUCCAAAACUAACCAGAGGAACCUGGACACUGGGAGCAUAGAUCUGACUAUACGUCCCGAAAGGACACGAGUGGAAGAAGACCACCUUGUUAUCACCUGGCCUGGUGGUCACAUGUCCAGGUACAGUCUCAGUUGGCUUGCUGAGAACAGCUUUGAGAGAAAGUACCAGAGUACAGAACAACCGCGCAUCCUUUGGAAUUCAGACAUCUAUAAAAAUGCAAACAUAACCUCAUCCAAAUGGGACACGUUCAUGAGCUGUGAUGACGAGCUAAAGAAAUUUCUUCAAAAUUAUCUUCUGUACGGGAUCGCGUUUAUAGACGAUGUCCCAACCACAGUGGAAGCCACAGAGGCAGUAACCCAGAGGGUCAGUCUAAUCAGGGAGACUACCUAUGGCAGAAUGUGGUGCUUCACUUCAGAUUUUUCCAGGGGAGAUACUGCCUACAGCCAGUUGGCCCUGGACCGUCACACUGACACCUCCUACUUUCAGGAACCGUGUGGAAUCCAGGUUUUCCACUGUCUCAAGCAUGAGGGAACCGGGGGAAGGACGCUGCUUGUUGAUGGGUUCUACGCUGCAGAAAAAUUACGUCAGAGCUCACCUGAAAGCUUUGAGCUGCUUGCUCAGGUGCCCGUCAAGCACGAUUACAUCGAAAAUACCGACAGGCACCAAAACCACAUCACAGGCAUCGGCCCCCUGCUCAACGUGUAUCCUUGGAACAAUGAAAUGUAUCUUAUACGAUACAACAACUACGAUCGAUCUGUGCUAAACACAAUCCCCCAUGAUGUGGUUCAGCGCUGGUACGCAGCACAUCGAGAGCUGACCACAGAGCUGAGGAGGCCAGAGAACGAGCUAUGGGUGAAGCUAACUCCGGGAAAAGUUGUUUUCAUAGACAACUGGCGAGUCUUACACGGGAGGGAGUCUUUCACUGGCUCGAGGCAACUCUGUGGAUGCUAUCUGACCAGAGAUGACGUCCUCAGUGCUGCCCGCUGCUUCGGGCUCCAGGCCUGAACGUGAAGUUUUCUUCACUUGACUGCCUUAUCGCUCUGCCCACAAUACAGGUUUAAUUAACACUGCACCGAUACUGCUGGAGCAUGUUUUAUUUUGCUCUUCUGUAUUUUUUAAUUAACAUUAGAUUUUUUUUUAAGCAGUUUAUGUGAAGUUAGAGUGUGAAUGUGUCCCGAAUUUGACUUGAAACAAUGAAAUGUCUUAAUCCUCAAAUGGCUUCCAGUUAUUAAACUGUGUCGUGAUGUGUUGUG